CGUAUUAGAGAAGAGACCUUAUCAGAGCUGCAGCCACACGGAGCCAGAGCAGAACAGAGGAGCGACACCGAGCAUCCUGAGCGUCUUGGAUUAAAUAAUCAUUUAAAAUAAAAACACCUCGAGUUCAUCUGAAACCGGGUGUGUUUUUAAGAUGAGGAUAUCCUGAAGAUGGGUUUAACACGUUUGGAGAAAUAAAAGUCUGAAUCAUCACCAGGAGGGGGGCUUUUAGUUCAUAAUUUACCAGCAGCUGGAGUAAAACAUCCGACUAAAGGAGGCGUACAGAAGAUUAGGAGGGAUGUCGUCUGAAAAACACGGGCUCGAUGACUCUGGGCGUCAGACCAUGCAGCCGCCCCCGUACCUCCAAGGCCCUCAGGACCCCAACAUGCAGCAGCAUCCCAACAUGGCUGCCAUGCCGGGCGCCCAGCCCAGUUAUCCUGCUCCACCUCCUCCUCCGGGCUCUGAGGGAUACCUCCAAGAAACUCAGUUCCACUGUGGCCCAUAUGGGCCUCCCGGGGCCACACAGGGGUUCACGGUCCAGACCCAAGGCCAUGGAGGUACCAUGCCACAUCCCCCUGUGGGAUACAUCCACCCGGGCUACCCGCUGCAGCUGCAACCCUGCACGGCUUAUGUACCUGUCUAUCCCAUGACUUCAGGCCAGCCCUACAUGCCAGCAGGAGGAACACACCCAGGGAUCCCCCCGGGCCAGAUGCAGAUGCCCCCCAGCAUCACCUUGAUGGACCGCCGGCCGCCUCAUGACUACCUGCCCAUUGCUGUGCUCACCACCGUAUGCUGCUUCUGGCCUACAGGCAUCAUUGCAAUCAUCAAGGCAGUGAAGGUGCGCAUGGCGAUAGCACGAGGGGACAUGGUCACCGCGGAAAUAGCCUCCCGCGAGGCUCGCAACUUCUCCUUCAUCAGCUUGGCCGUGGGCAUUGCCUCCCUUGUGCUGUGCACCAUCCUCACUGUGGUAGUCAUCAUAGCCUCGCAGCACCACGACGACGACUGGGACCCCUAACUGGUCCUGCUCCCUGAUAGGAAACCACAGCGUCUAAAUAUUAUCUAGCUAAUUACUCUCAAUCGUUUGGUGAAGGGGGAACAGGAAAACGCACCAUUUCUGCUUGGCUCUUUCUGUACAGCUACCCACACAGUUUAAAGGCCUAACCUGCUUCUAUCAAACACCCACCAAUGACCAAAAAUAGCAAGCGGUUGUUAAAUAGGUCCUGAGUGACCACUUAAUUUUUGCUUUCAUAUUAAAAGUGUGAGCUGCCGGAUGGAGACAAGCCUUCUUGUAUUAACAAUUUAUUUGUCUGCUGGUAAUUGAUGCAGCCUUCAUUGAUGCAUUUGGGUAAAAGAAAAUCACUGUGUAUUUCAUAUGUCUACAACUGACCCUCCACGUUCAUUUAUUAGCAUAGACUAAUGCACAUUUAGUCCUGCAGAGUGCAUAAUACUUCUGAUUUGUUUUCGGAACAUAAUGUGCUCUUCUAGAAAUAGUUUUCAUUUGUUGAGCGGUUUUCUGCUGCAUAAGGCACUAAUUUGUGAAGACAGUUUGCAUUUAUACGAACAGAUAGCCAGCUAACAUUUACACAUGGGACCCUUUCGGGUAAGAAAUGUGUUCAAUAAUAGGUUCAGAAGGGGUGUCCUUAGGGUAUAUAAUUUGCCCCACCUUAACUGCCUAAAUAGGUUUGAUGCAGUUCAACUCUGGGUAAUAAUCAGGACCCAUACAAGUCUUAGAUGUGUUCAACAAUUUGAAUAUAUUUUCAAGAAACCCAUUUGUGUCCAAGCUAAGACCUACAAUUGAUUUUGCCAACAGAGAUUAAAUUUAUUUAACCCAAGUGGGUCCCUUGGGAGAAGCCCACAGUGAGGCCCAGCACUAACUUGAGCAAAACACAUAUGGGGCCCAACACAGUGCCACCAGAAGGUAUUUACUCCCCAUACCUUUUCUAUGUAUUUUUUGCCAAUUUGAGUAUAGUUUCUUUUUUUAUCCACACCAAAUGUCUAUAAUAACAAAGUGAAAACAUGUUUUCAGAUAUGUCCGUGAAUUUAUAAAGAAAAUUAAAUAUUAAAUAUUAAACAAGGUAACAGGGACAUACCAUACAUAUUCAGAUCCAUAGCUUAAUUUUCUGUUGAAGGACUUUGGGCAGUAAUCACACUUUGAGUCUUUUUGACUUGAGUGUUUUGACUUCUUUACAAGCUUGGUACACCUGUUAUUAGGUGUUUUCUACUAUUCUUCUCUGCAGAUCCUCUCGGGCUCAGUGGGUUUGGAUGGACAGCACAAAUAGAAAGUCAGUUUUAGGUCUUUCCAGAGAUGUUCAAUUGGAUUUAAGUUUGGCUCUGGUUUGACCAGUCAAGGACAUUCAAAGACUGCUCCCGAAGCCACUCUUAUGAUAUCUUGGCUAUGUGCUUUGGAUCAUUGUUGUGUGGAGUAUGAAUUGUCACCCUAAUCUGAUGUCCACGGCACUGUUGCAAAAAAACAAGCCCACACCAUGAUGCUGCCACCACCAUGCUUGGUAGUUGGGAUGGUAUCAGCCAGGCGAUGAGCAUUGUCUAUUUUUCUCCAGAUAUGAUGCUUAGAGCUCAAGCCAAAAAGUUCUGUUUUGGUUUCAUCAGACCAGAGAAUUUUGUUUUUCUUGGUCUGACAGUCUCUAUGAUGCAUUAUGGCGAAAUUCAAGCCUGCUGCCAUGUGAUUUUAAAAAAGGAGUGGUUCCUGUCUCACCAGUUUACCAUAAAGGCCUAAUGGACAGCUAUGGGUAGCCUUCUGGAUAGUCCUAUCUCCACAAGGGAACACUGGAGCUCUCCCUAAGUGAUCAUUCAGUGUUUACCUCUUGCAACAAUUACUCAGUUUGGCCAAGAGAUCAAAUCUCAAGAUGCUCCGAACAUCUUUGAUUUCUGAGUAAUGGAGACCUCAGUGCUUUUUGAGUCGUUUAAUGCAAUUUUUUUGUCUGCUUCGCCUUAUUUGCUCUGUUCCACAGCCUGGUCUCAGGCAGCGGCUUUGCUUUAAUUGUUUAGUUUUGUUUCUUGUAUAGACAAGUGCGCUCCAUACAUCAUGUUUAAGUCAAAUCAGUUUGUAGAAUGUUCUCAAGGAUGGUCAGUGAAAAUUAGAUACAUCUGAGCUCAAUUUUAAGUGUCAUAGCAAAGGACAUUGUUCUAUAAAUUCACAAAAAUGUCUGAAUACAUUUUCUCCUUGUCAUUAUUAUCUUUUUUUGUGUUGAUUUUUAAAAAGUAAACUGUACUCAGUUUGGUUUUAGAGUAAAUCUGUAACGUAACAAAAUAAGGAGAAAAUAAGAGGCUGGGAAUACUUUCUAAUGGUUCUGUACACUUUCUGGCUGGGUUGUGUGAAGUGAGCGUCUGUCAGCAAACGUUGCAUUAAUUUUCUUGUUAAAUGCCAGAUGAGAUAACACUAUUCUAAAUGACAAUACCAUUCUAAAUGACCAUUUUCUGUUUUAUUUAUAUGCUGUUAUUUAUUUUCUGAUUUAUUUAAUCCUGACCCUUGCGUCGACUUUGUCUGCUGUAAUUCAUAGUGGGUUGUUGCAGCUAUCUGAUAUCCUGAAUUGGCUUAACGUUAGUAUCUUGUGGUGAUGAUGAUGAUGAUGAUAUUGCACUUUGUAGUAACCAGAUAAAAUGACACAGCUUUUUACAUUUAUAGAUCUUAUAGUGCAUGAUGAAUAUAAAUCUAGGCUAAUGGGCUUUUAGUGCAAAAGUAGCUGUGCUCCCAGCUUCUGAUGGGAACAUUUCCUAAAAUAUUCAAUGGGUUUGUGAUGCAGUAUUUUCCAAAGUGGUAAACAAACUACUCUCAAAACAAGAGACGAAGAUAAGAAGACUAUACACACUAGAUCUGCAGAUAUUCUUUUUGCAAGUAUUUGAAACAACUAUUAGUCUUUUUCUGUGGCAGAUAUGAUGCUAUUUACCCUUUAAGACUCUGUUCUCAGUGCAACAGUAGAUAUAUGAGGUAACAUAACCCUGCAUGACGUCCUCAGUUUGUUUCCAUUUGUCCUAAGUAUUAAGGAUAGAUGCGUACGUCAGGUUCCUAUAAUGUAGCUCCAAACAGAAGCUGUGCUGUUGUUUCUGAGGGGUAAUGUGGCUAUGAAGCUGCAGUAUGAACUUUUAUCUGAGGUUUCAGGGGGUUAUGAAAUGAAUGUUUCCAGUAAAAGACAGAAAAUAUUAAUGCCUACGUUGUGUUGUAGCACUUUCUGCUCUAUGAAAACAAUAUCCCUCCCUGUGAGUCCAUAUUUAAUGAUAAAUGGACCUACUACAUAUCUCUUCUGCUCCACAUGUUUCUCUGCGUCUCCCUUUGAUGAUGAUUCUUUAGAAAAUAAUAUACAGAGUAAUUAAAAUUUACAGACAGUAUUUAAAAAAAGAUAUAUGCUGUAGUUUGUAACUAAAAGUAUUAUUAAUGCCUAUGUGUUAUUUUCUGUAUAUCUGGGGACAUCUGGGCCUUCAUUUAUUAACCAGAAACAAGGAUUUACCCUGAAGGUAUAGUGUAAUUCUUAAAAAAUCAAAAUAAUAGCUAAAGUGAGUAUAGCUCAAAAUCCUUGCAAUAGCUUUUUUUUCCAUACACACAAAUUUAACUGGAACUGGACACAUUCUAUUUAAAACAAAAAGAAUAAUCAAAUUUGAUCAUACAUUUACAGAAAAUCGGGAAGAACUGCUUUAUAUCUGAGUUACAUGGAGUUGACCAAAAUCUGGUACCUGUGAAUAGGUAUUCCAGCCUGGGAUGAUUGGUCAGCAUUUCACAUUUUCUCUGCAAUUCUUGGUUUUGCCUUAGAAUUUCUUCUGAACGUCUAUAACGAUUGAUUUUUACUCCUAUUUUUUAGAGAGGUACAUACUACAACCAUCAUGUACAUUUACUGCCUUUCUCCUUAAAAAAGCCACGUGCUUGGCCCUUGUUUUUUUCACAGAAUGAAUGACCUAACUGCCUGAACUUCUCACUGCUAUUGAUUUGAACACACGCCCUUCAGUUAAGGAUUCAAUUACACAAAAUCAGCAGAGACCUUAAAGCCUACUUCAUGUUGUCAAACAGGUCCUAUUUCUGUGAUUUCUUGAUUGUACAAGUCAGGCAAUAACCAGGUCUGGGUGUGGCCAGUAAAAAUGAUCCAAACUUUUUUGUUAAUUACAGUUAAUUCAUUAUAUUUUUACUCAUUGCCAGUUAUCAUGAGCCCUUGAUGACAGUUGCUACUGCCAAGGGGGACAAAACCAAGUAUUAGGGGUGAAUUACGUUUUCACAUAGGGCCAUGUUGGUUUGAAAAGGUUUUUCCCCCUAAUAAAUGAAAUCAUGAUUUGAAAACAGUUAAUUUAUUAUUCACUUUGGUUAUAUUUAGUAUUAAAACAUAGGCUAGUUGUGAGAUGAAAGAUUUAAAUGUGAUAAAAGGUCAAAAGCAGAAGACAUCUGUAAAGGUUAGAUAGUUUUUCAGAGCACUAUAGGCUUUCUAUCAGUAUAUGCAUCCUAUGGGUAAGACAGUAGGCGUUUGAGUUAAUUAUCAAUGAGACACAACUUGCCCUGUAUUGUAACCACAAAUCAUGGCGUUGUAUACUGGAGCUAAUGGUUUUAACAUGCUAAUAAACAAAAUGAAUUAAAUGUAGAAAUAAAUUGAAAGUUACCAUCCAUAUGUUUUUACACAGUAAACAUCUCAAUUCAUUAACGUAGAAUUUUCAAUAAAAAAACCCACUUAGAAUAAGAAAUGUUUAAGUUAGAAAAACAAAAAACAAAACUAGUUGGCAACAUUUAACAUUUACUUAAAAUAUCUCUCACCAAAAUUUUCCCUAAGUUUUUUUUUUGGAUGUUACUCUGACUGAAGUGGUCAUUUGUGUGAACUUUUACUUUGUAGAUUAUGCACAAUAAACAUAAGCUCACUGUUGAGUUUGUACAUGUUAGCCUAGCUAAGGUUAGCUCAGGCUGGAAACGGGGCAUAUGGCAAGCCUUACUCUCUCAAACCAUUUUUAACUUGCCUUUUGUCACCUCUUUAGUUGUUUUUAAGCUUUGUAAAUAUUUAUAAUACAGGAUAUACUGUUAUGGUCAGCAUAUUGGAGCUAGCAGGUGUAUUUUACUCAUUUUUGAUCGAAGACUGGCUGGAGCUAAGCUAACUGCAGCAGCUACCUUAGCUUGGCAACAGCAUCACUGCAAGGAAGCCAAAUAAAAAAAAUCUCAGAUUUAUACUGUAUUUAUUAAAGGUAUAGUGAACAGGUGUAAAUUUUUAUCUUUAUUUAUAAUACCCAUUUUCCUUGUUUUUCUGUUUGAUAAAUUCAGGCCCUGCGAUAAUAUACAGACAAAGAUAUUCAGUGUUUCAGCGUAAUUGAGGCACAGUGCUGUUUAGUAUUAUUAUUGUACAGAAGGCUCUGGCAGUGAGUGUGUGUCUGCUCAAUAUAGGGAUUUCUAUUAGGUGGCAUUAAGCUGCAUCUCCCUGUGUGCUUUACAAUAAAUGCAGCUGUUCGCGCUACAGCUCAAAAAUUAUUCAGUUUCUUUCAUUAUCUUAAAUUUUUAAGGGGUUGCUUGUUCAAAGAGCCAAAAACUACCUAUGUAUACGUGGGGGUUUAUCAUUCUCAUGUUUUUGGCUUUGUUGCACAUGCAUUGGUUGUUUCUGAUUUCAGUUGUUUGAGUAAUGAAUAAAAGAAUAUUUCUGGUUUGUUGACGAAA
Molecule: messenger RNA, 6625 nt
Organism: Girardinichthys multiradiatus
Lineage: Eukaryota; Metazoa; Chordata; Actinopteri; Cyprinodontiformes; Goodeidae
Gene: prrt1
Product: proline-rich transmembrane protein 1
Exons: 4
Coding region: 296-1012 (238 amino acids)
Cellular component (GO): membrane
Source: RefSeq, a predicted model, not a curated record